AUGCCACCCAAACCAAUCCCAUUCCCAGGCUUCACCCCUCUAUCAGAUCGCAUCUACCUUCGCAAUGCCACAAACACCAACCCCCCACCGCUCUCCCACCCAACAACAAUCAUAAUCUUCGGCUGGGGCGACGGCAUGCCCAAACAUGUCUCCAAAUACGCCGACGGCUUCGCCGACCUCUACCCUUCAACCCGAAUCCUAGUCGCAAUCUCCAAAACCCUCCAAGCCUCCAACCAACCCCUCCCCGAGCGCGUCAGCGCAAUGAUGCCCAUAAUCGACACCGUCUUCCCCACACCAACCGGCGACGGCGGCAACAGUCCCAAAGAACGUGUCCUGAUGCACGCCAUGUCCAACACAGGCGGAAUCUUCAUCGCCGCAGCGAUGGUCGCAUACCAAGAGCGCCACGGGAAAGACAAAACCCUCCCACACAAGCUACUCGUCUGCGACUCCACGCCCGGCGGGCUGGUAUUCUCCGCACAGGUAGGCCGGUGGUCUCGGGCUAUGGCGGUGGGAACGGCGAAGAUGUUUCCGUGGCCGUUUAUCGUGACGCAGGCGCUUUGGUGGGUGUUUUUGUGGGGGAAUUAUCUAUUGGAGAGGGUGAGGGGGUCGGAGCCGUCGGGGGUGUGGGCGAAUCGGAUUAUGAAUGAGGAGGGGGUUACUAGUCGGGAUAGUUGGAGGUUGUAUUUGUAUUCGAAGGAGGAUGAGAUUAUUGGGUAUGAGGAUUUGGAGGAGAAUGUUGCUGGUGUUAAGAGGUUGGGGUAUCGGGGUGUUGAGACUGAAUUAUUUGAGGGGUCGCCGCAUGUUGGGCAUAUGAGGUUGCAUUCGGAGCAGUAUUGGAGUAGGAUUAAGGCGUGUUGGGAUGCUGCGAUUGCUGCGGAGUAG
Penicillium subrubescens is the source of this 882-nucleotide messenger RNA. RefSeq names its product TMEM53 family protein. Bases 1 to 882 code for a protein of 293 amino acids. The transcript has a single exon. The record is from RefSeq and is a predicted model, not a curated record. NCBI's taxonomy places the organism in Eukaryota, Fungi, Ascomycota, Eurotiomycetes, Eurotiales, Aspergillaceae.